GGAAGAAGAAUCAUCAUCAUCAUCUGUGGUGUAGCAUGACUUUGCAGUGAGCUGCCGCCUCUUCUACCUUUCAUCCGAGGAUGGAGCUGUCCCACCGGCUGCAGGUGUGGCAGCAGCUGGCAGCCAGCUGUGGGCUGAGCACGGUGCAGCAGGGCGUCCAGCAGCUGUGGAGGCUGCUGCUGCUCUGCCUCGUCUGCAGACUCUGCUUCAGACUGGGAGGCGUGUCCACCGUGAAGCACGUGGUGUCGGUGCUGGCGGGGAUGUGCGCCCUCUUCCUGUUCUUUGAGCAGCACAUGCUGUGGGUGCUGGUGCUCAGCGCGCUGUGUUACCUGGCUCUGCUCCUCAGCCCACACUCCGGCAGCAGGGGCCUCUUCCUCUCGGCUCUCAUCCUCACCUACCUGCUCGUUGGAGAGUUGCAUUUAAUUGACAUGGUGACCUGGCAUAAAAUAAGAGGCUCCCAGAUGGUGGUGGCCAUGAAGGCCAUCUCUCUAGCCUUUGACCUGGACAGAGGCGCGGUGGGCAGCCUGCCCUCUCCAGCGGAGUUCCUGGGCUACGUUCUCUUUGUGGGCACGGUGGUCUUCGGUCCUUGGAUCAGCUUCUCCAGUUACAAGAAUGCCGUUGAGGGCAAAAAACUGAGCUGGUCGUGGCUGCGCGGGUCCUCCCUCAGCCUCCUGAAGAGUCAGAUCUGUCUGCUGGUCUCCACCUGCGUGGCCCCAUACCUCUUCCCUUUGGUAAUCCCCAUCCACGGAAACGCAGUGCCACAGAAGUGGCUGCAUGCGUAUGAGAAUGCAGUGUCCUUCCACUUCAGCAACUACUUUGUGGGUCACCUGAGCGAAGGCACCAGCAUGCUGGCUGGAGCCGGCUUCACGGAAGAAAAAGACAACAUCAGGUGGGAUAUGAGUGUGGUGAAGCCUCUCAGUGUGGAAAUGCCUCGCUCCAUGGUGCUGGUGGUGACGUCCUGGAACAUCCCCAUGUCCCGAUGGCUGAAAACCUAUGCCUUUAAAAACGCCAUGAAACUGGGGACUUUUCCAGCCAUCCUGGUGACGUACACAGCCAGCGCCCUACUGCAUGGUCUGAGCUUUCACCUGGGAGCUGUUCUGCUGUCUUUGGGCUUCAUCACAUAUGUUGAACAUGUUCUGAGAAAGAAGCUGGCCUGUGUGUUGAGUGCGUGUGUCCUGUCCAGGCCCUGCCCCUCUGACUGCAGCCACCAGCACAAGAAGGAGUAUUGGGUGAUGUUGCUGAACCUGGUUUUCAGCCUCCUGGCCAUCUUCCACCUCACCUACCUGGGCUCCAUGUUUGAUCCCGGACUGGAUGAACAGGAAGUGGAAGAGGGCUACACCGCCAUUCACACCAUCCGGAGGUGGUCGGAGCUGAACUGGGCCGGCCACUGGGUGGUGUUGGCCUGCUGGCUCUUCUACCGCCUGAUUCAGUGACGUCACGGGAGCCGUCGGGAAGGCUGGCAGACACCACAGACUUCCCAGCGCCAUGUCGGGACGGGGGACCAAGGACCAGGACGUGCUCCAGCUGGAUGACUGCGUCUGUGGUGGGGGGGGGGGAGGAGAUUAAUGUGUUAAGAAGAGAUGGAUGGUUGUAGAGUGAGAACAAAGAUAUCUUUGGUUGUAGACUUGUCCCAGGCCACAUUUGAAUGAACUUUUGAUGAUUUUGGUUGCAUUGGCAAUGUGAGUCUCUUGAGAAGAUCUACUAGACCCAGCACAGGCUGUCUGCAGACAGGCCAGCCUAGAGCGUGAUUUAUACUUCUGCGUGAAAUCUACGCUGUUGCUACGCACACACCAACGCACAAGUAUUAACAUCAGGCCACUUAACGAAGGCUACGGCGCCAGCUCUGCGUGGAGCCUCCGCAGAACCAUAAAUCACGCUUAACUGUCUAUGAACAGAAUGGCCCCGUAAGAUCGGUUCCGUUGUAAUGUUGGCGUUGGACAAUGUCCGAAAACAUUUCAGCAGUUUAGCAUGCCUCGACACAUUUUUUAAAGGGUCCAUAACUGUAAUUGUUCAUAUGUUCUUCUGUUAAAAGUCUUCUUUUUUUUAUACUGUUGAUGUAUUGUUCCUUGUAUUUUUUUUCUCUGCAUUUUUCUGUAAAUGUUAACAAGCUGCUGGUUUGUGUUUGUCCGCCAACAGCAUAGUAACACAGCCAGGAUGGAACCCUCAACUCCCAUUGUUAUAUCUUUUUCUGUUGGUAAUUGUGAUCACCUACCUCAAUUUAAAAAAAAAAAAAAA
This is a messenger RNA of Sander lucioperca (pikeperch), 2235 nucleotides long. RefSeq names its product protein-serine O-palmitoleoyltransferase porcupine-like. The record is from RefSeq and is a predicted model, not a curated record. Bases 81 to 1433 code for a protein of 450 amino acids. Gene Ontology annotation, cellular component: endoplasmic reticulum; membrane. Gene Ontology annotation, biological process: lipid modification; Wnt protein secretion; canonical Wnt signaling pathway. NCBI's taxonomy places the organism in Eukaryota, Metazoa, Chordata, Actinopteri, Perciformes, Percidae. The transcript has 13 exons. Gene Ontology annotation, molecular function: palmitoleoyltransferase activity; Wnt-protein binding.